AUGCCAGUACUUCAGGGAGGUACAGUUGUUGCGACUCUGGGCAGCCCCAUCAAGAAGAAUAAGUUGUCCCUCAAGUUUUUCCAUAAAAAGGAAACCAAGCGAGCUUUGGACUUUUCUGAACCUCAACCUGAUGAAGCGGAGGAGUCAGUGGAGCAGGAGCCAAGCAGCUGUGAUCAGGUCUUUGGGCCAUCACCAUGUCCAUCUUCUCCCAGCCACGUUUUAUCUCUGGAGAAGAAGGAAAACCUUGUCCCAUUCAUUGGCUUCAACAAUUUAGGAAACACCUGCUAUUUGAACAGCGUGCUGCAGGUUCUGUACCACUGUCCAGGACUUCGAGAAGGCAUAAAGAGCCUGUACAGUCUCUCUAAAAAAGAAAAGGCGAAGGAUGAAAGUGUGAACACUGAAGAGACCGAAGAGGAGAGCGUUCCACCUUACAUAGAUCUCCUCUGCAGCUUCAAUAACCUCAUCACAUCAGUGGAGGAAUUACAGUCCAGCUUUCUGCUCAACCCCGAUGGCUUCACUGAGGGAGACAUGGCCACGCCUCCUCGCAAAAUACUCAAUACUCUCAGGUGGGCAAAAGGACUUCGAGAAGGCAUAAAGAGCCUGUACAGUCUCUCUAAAAAAGAAAAGGCGAAGGAUGAAAGUGUGAACACUGAAGAGACCGAAGAGGAGAGCGUUCCACCUUACAUAGAUCUCCUCUGCAGCUUCAAUAACCUCAUCACAUCAGUGGAGGAAUUACAGUCCAGCUUUCUGCUCAACCCCGAUGGCUUCACUGAGGGAGACAUGGCCACGCCUCCUCGCAAAAUACUCAAUACUCUCAGGCAACUUAACCCCAUGUAUGAAGGCUACCUCCAACAUGACGCACAGGAGGUGCUGCAGUGCAUCCUGGGAUAUCUGCAUGAAGCCUGUGACACCAUAAAGAAAGAACAAGAACUGGAGCAGAACGAGCCUGAGGUGAAACAGGAAAACACUACAGCAGAAGAGGAGGCCCAGGUCAACGGAAAACGAAAAAGUGAUACGGAGGCCGGAAAUGCCAAGAAAAAGCCGAAAUCUGUAAAGUCUAAAGGGUCAAGUGGCGAGGAAGAGCAGAGCGGGAGCAGCAUACAAACUCGCUCCAAGAGGAAGUCUUCAAGCGAGGCUCCGAUUGAGCCGGUUCAAGUUAAGAACGAGGCGCAGGAGACCACAGAUACUGACAAGACGAGCUCAGAGCAGGAGAACGAGGCAGACAAAGCUGCUAAACCAGAGAAGGACAGCAAAACCAAGAAGAGAGCCAAGCUGGGCUGGCUCAGGCCUUCCAAGAAGCAACCUAGCAUCUUCUCAAAGUUCCGCAGCGUGGGGCGGAUCAGCUCGACCAAGACCUCAGGCAAUGCUGAAGGCGAAGAGAAGCCUGAGGAGGAGAGCACCGAGGCCCGUCAGGAGAUCAAGGCUCAAGAGGAUUCUCCAAAGACUCACGGUGUGUUGGAGCUGAUGGAGCGGCUGUUCCAAGGGCAGCUGGUCCUGAGGACGCGCUGUCUGGAGUGUGAGAGCUUCACUGAAAGGAGAGAGGACUUCCAGGACAUCAGUGUGCCUGUGCUGGACGAGCAGCCCAGUAGCCCCGACGACCUGUCUGAAGUCUCUCCAGAUCCCAAACCAGACCUAAAGACCCUGAACUGGGCAAUCGGCCAGUUUGCUUCUGUGGAGCACAUCUUUGGAGAAGACAAGUACUUCUGUGAAACGUGUCAUCACUACACUGAGGCAGAGAGGAGUCUGCUGUUCGACAAGACUCCAGAGCUCAUCACCAUUCACCUCAAGCGCUUCUCUGCCAACACGUUAGACGUGGACUUGUACGCCGGCCUCUCCAAAGUCAACACGCCGCUGCAGACGCCCCUGACGCUGUGCCUGGACGAGUGGUGCACGCAGCGCUCGGCUGAACACGGCCAGAACUACGAGUUGUUCUCCGUGGUCAUGCACAGCGGCGUCACCAUCAGCAGCGGCCACUACACCGCCUACGUGCGCAUGUCCGACCUGCGGGACGUCAAGCUCCGGCGAGACCAGCCCCCCGAGCACGCCAAGGCAGAGACAGACGACAAACCGGCGGAGAAACGGCUCAAGGACGAAGACGAAGGAGAGGUGUUUGUCCCUCGAGCGCAGAGAGGCAGCGCCGUGGGGAAAAAGGCUUCUGAGGGGGGGAUAGGGCUUUUGGGAGGACAGAGGAGCGUGGCGGCGUGCGAUCUCAAACAGGACAAAGCCGUGGCGGAAGGGACCAAGAGGAGGAAGACCGUCGGGAGCGAAAUGGGACUUAAGAAAGCGGCCAAUUCACAAGAGGCGACAGAGGUGCAGGCGUGCGGCGACAAGGCCUCAGAGAGCAAGGCCCUGAGCAGGCUCUCGGAGUACGAGGGGAAAUGGAUGCUCUUUGACGACUCGGAGGUGAGACUCUUUGACGAGGAGGACUUUCUCAGAGCCUGCUCGCCAGAAACGGCCUCGUCAUCCACACCGUAUCUGCUGUUCUAUCGGAGAACUUGUAAACUGUGA
Molecule: messenger RNA, 2508 nt
Organism: Knipowitschia caucasica
Lineage: Eukaryota; Metazoa; Chordata; Actinopteri; Gobiiformes; Gobiidae
Source: the annotation of a GenBank genome assembly